AUACACCACAAUCAAACGUAAACCCUAAACCCGCCGCUCCUCCCCCUCUCACCUUUCUUUUCUCUCUUCUUCUUCUGCACCUACGCUGUCGCCGCCGCUGCCGCCGGUCGUGAAGAAAUAUCUCCGGUUCCGCGUCCUCAAAGAAACGCAGGCCUUCUUCUUCUGAUCUUAAUUCCUAUUUGCGCAGAGGGAUAGUAAACAACCAACCAGACAUGGUCCAGUAUAAUUUCAAGAAGAUAACUGUUGUGCCUACUGGGAAGGAGUUUGUCGACAUCAUUCUCUCUCGCACACAGCGGCGAACGCCUACCCAAGUUCACAAAGGAUAUGCCAUUUCACGGCUUCGGCAGUUUUACAUGCGCAAGGUGAAGUUUACACAGCAGAAUUUCCAUGAGAAGCUUUCUACCAUUAUUGAUGAAUUCCCCAGGCUUGAUGAUAUUCAUCCUUUCUACGGUGAUCUGCUCCAUGUUCUCUAUAACAAAGAUCACUAUAAGCUUGCUCUGGGCCAAAUCAAUACUGCAAGGAACCUGAUUGCUAAGAUUUCAAAGGACUAUGUGAAAUUAUUGAAGUAUGGAGAUACACUUUAUCGAUGCAAAUCACUCAAGGUUGCUGCUCUUGGUCGAAUGUGUACUGUGAUAAAACGAAUUAGCCCAAGUUUGGCUUAUCUUGAGCAGAUAAGGCAGCAUAUGGCAAGGCUGCCUUCAAUUGAUCCAAAUACAAGGACGAUUUUGAUCUGUGGCUAUCCUAAUGUUGGAAAGAGCUCGUUUAUCAAUAAGAUUACCAGAGCCGAUGUUGAUGUGCAGCCAUAUGCUUUCACUACAAAAUCCUUGUUUGUUGGUCAUACUGACUAUAAAUAUUUGCGAUAUCAAGUGAUUGACACUCCGGGUAUCUUGGAUAGGCCGUUUGAGGAUCGGAAUAUUAUUGAGAUGUGCAGCAUUACUGCUCUUGCUCACCUCAGAGCUGCUGUAUUAUUCUUCCUUGAUAUUUCAGGUUCUUGUGGUUAUAGCAUUGCACAGCAGGCAGCUCUUUUCCACAGCAUCAAGUCGUUAUUUAUGAAUAAGCCUUUGAUUAUUGUCUGCAAUAAGACUGAUUUGCAGCCACUGGACGAGAUCUCUGAAGAUGAUAUGAAAUUGGUAAUGGAGAUGAAGGCUGAAGCCAUAAAAACUGCCAUUGGUCAAGGGGGUGAAGCAAGCGAUGAUGGUAGUGUACUCUUGACUAUGAGUGCUUUGACUGAGGAUGGUGUAAUUUCUGUGAAGAACGCUGCUUGUGAGAGGUUGUUAAAUCAGAGGGUUGAAUUGAAAAUGAAGUCGAAAAAAUUGAAUGACUGCCUGAACCGCUUUCACGUGGCCAUGCCUAAGCCCCGAGAUCAGAAGGAACGUCCAGCUUGUAUACCUCAGGCUGUUCUGGAGGCGAGAGCUAAUAAUGUUGGUGAAACUGCUGAGAAAGAGAAGAGGAAGCUUGAAAGGGAUCUCGAAAAUGAGAAUGGAGGGGCGGGAGUAUACUCGGCUAGCUUGAAGAAGAAUUACAUCUUAGCUAAUGAUGAAUGGAAGGAAGAUGUGAUUCCAGAAAUUCUUGACGGGCACAAUGUGUAUGACUUCAUGGACCCUGAUAUCUUAUUGAGGCUCGAGGAGUUGGAGCGCGAAGAAGGUGCACUCCAGGGGCUUGACGCAGAUGAUUAUUUCGAGAUGGAUGGUGCUGAGCUGCCUCCUGAGCAACAGGCUGCGCUUGCUGAGAUCAGGAAGAAAAAAAGUUUGCUUAUUCAACAACAUAGAAUCAAAAAGAGUACUGCCGAGAGCCGGCCAACUGUUCCAAGAAAAUUUGAUAAAGACAAGAAAUAUACAACAAAAAGAAUGGGGAGGCAAUUAUCAGCCUUGGGCCUUGAUCCAAGUCUAGCAAUUAACCGUGCUCGCAGCAAGUCUCGGGGGAGAAAGAGGGAGAGAUCUCCUGAAAGAGGAAACAACGAUGGCUUUGAUUCCAUGGAAGUGGAUGGGGACCAACCGAAUAAGAGGCUUCGGCUCAGAUCAAGAUCUUCCUCCAGGGCAAGAUCCAAGUCACUGGCGCCAGCGGAAGCUGUCCCCGGAGAUGGGUUCAAAGACACUGCCCAGAAAAAGAAGGCCAUCAAACUGGCGAAAAGCUCUAGCAAGAAGAGGAACAAGGAUGCUCGUAGAGGAGAGGCUGAUAGGGUCAUUCCUUCGCUCAAGCCGAAGCACCUGUUCUCUGGAAAGAGGUCGACAGGGAAAACCGACAGGCGCUAAGGCCCUUUUUGUCUUUGAAGGAGAGUGUUUUUAUUUAGUUUCUGAUAAAGUUGCCGCAAUUUAUUAUAUUCAACUGAGUUUUGGGAACAUUUCAAGUGCUUUUAGUUUCAACUCUUCAUUGUUGUUUAAUUAAAAUGAGUGCCUUUUGUUCUACAGAUUUCGUUACAUUCAUCCUCUAUUCACGAUUAUUUGUUAUUAUACUUAUGAAGUAGAAGAGUAUUUAAUUUGUUAUUGUUGCUGAAUCAUUAUACUAGAAAGGGACUGAUUAAAUGACUGCGGCUGGCCGAGCUGGUUGGUUCGAGUAAUACCUCCCAGUAAGUUGAAACAGCUGCAUAUAUCAAAAUAUUGGUGUUGCUAACCAGCUCUACCCGAUUGAGUCUGAGACGGGUUAGAUAGAUGCAACCAUACAUUCAUUCCCAAAUGCUCGUCUGUGGUAGGUAUCCUUUUGUAGUGUUUAUUUCCAGCUUGAUGUGUUUAUUCAUGUGUAGUUAAGUUAGAAAAUACCUCCCGGUAUGUUGAAACGGCUGCAAAUAUAAGAAUUUUGGUGUUGCUAAGACCACGGGGCGGGGUUAUAUAAAUGCUACCGGGGGUUGAGAUAUUUUAGUUAUUUAGUUGUUUUAGAUUUGGUUUUAUCUGUCCUGCCUAUUUAUAGAUACUCCGAUUUUUAUUAUGAAUACUUUCCAAGAAAACCAAGUCAGUACAUAUAUGGAACAACCUUGGACAAUUAAGAAAAGCUUCAUAGGGUUAACUAUUUGAAGAACUGAACUUGACAUUCUGGUUUUGAAGGAUUACAAAAGCAUUUGAUAGCAUUGCCUCUACAUGUUCUUAGGGGAUGGGAUCACACCCCCCCCCCCCCCCCCCCCCCCCCCCCCAACCCCAUUUAAUAUAUAUACAUACAGUGUAUGUGAGAGGGGGGUGGGGUGCUGGUGAUCCCCUCCCAUAUUCUUAGACUUAUGGUUUGGUGUUUCUAUCAUUUCUUGGGAAAGCAUUUUGGUUAAAUUAAUUUUCACAUGAAAUAUUUUAUCUUUUCAGUAUGAUUUUGAUAGAUUUCUUCUUUAAAAAGACAAAAUAGAAAUAAUAGGAAAUAUAAUUUAUUAAAAUAUAGCUUUUAAUUUUUAAAAUAGUUAGACAUAUAUUUUAAAAAAUUUUAAUCAUAUAUGGUGGAUUAUACAUUAAAUAUUGACUAAUUAAAUUAUUUCUUAUAGAACUUUAAACUUACACCAGUAAUCAUAUACACUUCUCUAUAUAAUUUUGGGUGUUUCGAAUAUUUUCAUAUAUUUAAUUUAAAAUAAUACAAUACAUUUUUAAUUAAAUAUAUAUAUUUCUUUUUAAUCAAAUUUAAAUUAAUUUUUUUUUUUUGUAACUAAAAAAAAAAUAGAAAUAAACCCGUAAUACUUGGGACUCGGCUUUUAAAGGACAACACAGCGUCAGUUAGUCAGUCAGUCAUAUCCAAACUCAGAAGAAAUCAGAAGAGCCCUAAAUUAGAUAUCGUCGGUUUCGGUGUCGCCUCCCCACUAAAAACCCUAACCCUAAUUGUAUCUAUGCAAUAUACAUACAGAGGAGGCUUAGUUUUGAUUGAAGGCGAUUUGUGAGGGGUGCGACACUAGGCAAAUCUGAAGCCUACGGAUCUCUCUCUAAGGUAUGGUUUGCUUUGUGAAUUGGAUUUGGUUUCGUCAAAAUUUCGAGGCUCAACCAUCUUCUUCUUUGCUGAUUUAUGUCUCGACCGCUGUUUCGCGGUAUAAAUAAUAGAAAUUGAUGGUUUAUGUAAAGAUGCAUAAAUCAAUUUUUCUAUUAAUGCAAAAAUUUGAUCAUGAAUUACCACACAAUUUAGAAUGAUUCAAAUAUUUGAGUUGCAGUGUAAUUUGGAUGGUGUAAUGAAAAUAUUUGUUGAAAUGUACAGGAAUAUUAUAUUUUGAAUGUAAGAAUAUCAGAAUAUUCAUUGUUCUUUUAAAGUGUUUAACUGAAUAUACAUUGAUGGAGAUGUUUAAUUUUAUAUUUUGUAUGAUUUCAUUCGUGUCAUGACUGUUGGACCUUUCAAUCCACCCUUCCUAAAUCCUAGCUAUAUAUGUGCAUGGUUGUACCUUAAAUCUUUUAUAUAUUUGGUUAUAUUUUCCUUGGA
This is a messenger RNA of Andrographis paniculata, 4371 nucleotides long. RefSeq names its product nucleolar GTP-binding protein 1-like. Bases 213 to 2252 code for a protein of 679 amino acids. The transcript has 3 exons. Gene Ontology annotation, biological process: ribosomal large subunit biogenesis. Gene Ontology annotation, molecular function: RNA binding; GTPase activity; GTP binding. Lineage: Eukaryota; Viridiplantae; Streptophyta; Magnoliopsida; Lamiales; Acanthaceae. The record is from RefSeq and is a predicted model, not a curated record. Gene Ontology annotation, cellular component: nucleolus.